Molecule: messenger RNA, 2626 nt
Organism: Cyclopterus lumpus (lumpfish)
Lineage: Eukaryota; Metazoa; Chordata; Actinopteri; Perciformes; Cyclopteridae
Gene: il17rd
Product: interleukin 17 receptor D
Exons: 17
Coding region: 173-2626 (817 amino acids)
Molecular function (GO): interleukin-17 receptor activity
Source: RefSeq, a predicted model, not a curated record
GGAAAUUGAAAAACUAUCCUCUAUAUAGAGUAGUUGAGUAAAUGUAACGUGAGACACCGGAUAUCCAGCUUCAUGACUUUACCUGGGCAAACUGUUUACAGGUGCACUGAACUAAACCCAUCCGGACUCCACCUGACAGUCCCUCUCGGAGUCGUCCGGACUUGAGGGAGGAAUGGCGGCCCCUCGGAGUUUCCUCAUCACCCUCUCCGGUGUGUUCCUGGUGUUUUGUUCCUCCCGUGGAUCUACGACCUCCGGCACCAAGAGGGCGAACCAGGAGCGCUGCGGCUUCAAGGUGCAGUCUGAUGCCGAUGGGAGUCCCAGGCUGGCCGUCACCUUGAGAGCGGACAACUGCUCGUUGAACUACCCGCUGGGGAAACACGUGAUCCACGAGGUCGCCAACGUCUCCUUCAGCCACCUGGCCUGUGAGGAUCAGGCCGCCGUGGUCGUCCACUGGGCCGCCAGUCCGCUAGGAAUCGAACACAUUAAAGGCUUCCGGGUUUACCUGGAGGACAAGAACCCAGAAGGGAAACGGUGUCAGCAUCUCCUCCUCAAGGACCCUCGGCAGCUCAACUGCUCCUACAAGGACACGAAGCUGAGCAGCCAGCCGUUCGGCGGUCUGACCUUCGACACCGACUACAUGGUUCGCGUGGUUCCUUUCCCGACUCUGAUGAACGAGAGCUUCUUCCCUCCGUCCUUCCUCAGGACCAACUCGUGUGAAGUCCUCCUGGGAUCAGACAACCUGGUUUGCAAACCAUUCUGGAAGCCGAAGACCCUGAACGUGUCCCAGCUGGGGUCGAACCUCCACGUGGCGUUCGACCAGGCGCCGGCCUCCUUCGGCUUCCACUUCUACUUCCUGUUCUACAAGCUGCGGCAGGACGGACCCUUCAGACAGCAGCGCUGCAAACCGGAUGUGAACCAGCACAGAACUACGUGCGUCCUCCAGGACGUCACUCCGGGGACCUACGCUAUCGAGCUGAGAGACGACGGCAACACGACCAGGAGGCAAACUCAGUACCACGUCGGCCGGGUCCACUCCCCAUGGGCGGGGCCUAUCCGUGCCAUGGCCAUCACGGUGCCUCUGGUCCUCAUGUCGGCCUUCGCCACUCUCUUCACUGUCAUGUGUCGCAAGAAACAGCAAGAAAACAUCUACAGCCAGCUGGACGAGGAGAGCAGCGAGUCGUCCAAUCACAGCGCGGCGUUGAACGCGGAGCGGCCGUGGCCCCGCCCCAAAGUCUUCAUCUGCUACUGCAACCGAGACUGUCCCAAACACGUCGCCGUCAUCCAGAGCUUCGCCUACUUCCUGCAGGACUUCUGCAGCUGCGAGGUGGUUCUGGACCUCUGGGAACACCUGGAGAUGUGCAGGGAGGGUCAGAUGUCGUGGCUCAGCCGACAGCUGGACGAGGCCCACUUCAUCGUCACCGUCUGUUCCAAAGGACUACGCUACUACAUAGAGAAGAAGAGCCGCAGAGGGAAGACGCCAGUCAGCCGCCGAUGUAACGGCAGCAGCAGCUCUCCGAUUGGUGGAUCCGGCGGCGACCUGUUCAUUGUGGGCGUGGCCAUGAUCGCGGAGAAGCUGCGGCUGGCGAAGCAGAGCGAGGGGGGCGGAGCUCAGGAGCUGAACCGCUACAUGACGGUUUAUUUCGACUACUCCUCCGAGAACGACAUCCCCACCAUGUUGAGUCUGGCUCCCAGGUUCAAGCUGAUGGACCAGCUGCCUCAGCUCUUCAGCCGGCUCCACGCCGCUCAGUCCGGUUUGGCCGACCGCCGCGAGUCGCAGCCGCUCAACGUCUCCAGGAGGAACUACUUCCGGAGCCGGUCCGGACGCUCGCUCUACGUGUCCAUCUGCAACAUGCACCAGCACAUCAGCCAGAACCCCGAUUGGUUCGAGAAGCAGCUCUCCCCUCGUUCGGGGGGCGGUCCCUCGGCGGCCUCCUCCUCGAAGCGCCCUCCGUCCCCCGCCGCCCCGGGUCCGAGCCCUCCUCCGAAGCCCGCCGCCCCCCCCUCCGCCGAGGCUCAACCCGAGCAGAGGUGCGACUCCGGCGUGGUGCUGAACGAGGUGGUGGUGAACGCGCCGCCGUCCCCGGGGGGAGGGGAGGGAGCGGCGAGGAGGAACGUGCUCCUGCUGGCCCCCGGCUCCAGUCCCAGUCCCAGUCCGGGUCCCUGUCCCAGUCCGGGUCUGCCACACUGCUCUCUGUCCAUGCUGGGAUCCACUUCAAGGUCCACGUCUGGAUUAUCUGGACUGCUACCUGAAGAGUCCUCCUCCUCCUCCUCCUCCUCCUCCUCCGCUCCCUCCAUCCUCCAGGAGGGGUUGCGUCCUCUCCUCACACAGGCCGAAGAAGGCCACCGUUCCCCUCCGGAGGUCCCGCCCCCUCGCGAUUCGGGCAUCUACGAUUCGUCCGUCCUUUCCUCGGAGCUCUCCAUUCCCCUGAUGGACGGACUGUCACAUGACCAGGCCGACUCCUCCUCCCUGGCAGACAGCGAAUCGUCUUCUUCGGGGCUGGGAGACGAAGAGCCGCCCGCCGUCACGUCGCUCCUCUGCAGCGCCGCCACCGCCUGCAAAGCGGAGCUGCACCACCAUCACCACCUGGAGCACAGCGACGGACUCGCACCUGUGGCGUCGUUGUAG